Molecule: messenger RNA, 1510 nt
Organism: Rubroshorea leprosula
Lineage: Eukaryota; Viridiplantae; Streptophyta; Magnoliopsida; Malvales; Dipterocarpaceae
Source: the annotation of a GenBank genome assembly
AAGCCUUUUGAUCUCAGCCACUACACCAGAAUAUCUCCUUUCAAAACUAGUUGGCAUCUGCCAUCCAAAUUGCCCCCACUGGGAAAUUUUGUUUCAUGCCCCGCAGCAUUAGCCUAGGGCUUGGAGUAGUGUGCUUUCUUAUUGGUGCAUACUGGUUGUACGAAAUUUUAAAGAAGAGAAGGGAAAAGAACCUCCAGAGGCAGUUCUUCAAAUUAUUAUUGCAGCAACAACUUUCUUCAACUGAGGGUAAUAUUGAAAGGACCAAAAUAUUCAGCACCAAGGAGUUGGAGUGGGCAACUGACCAUUUCAACAAGAAUAGAAUACUUGGUCAAGGAGGUCAGGGUACUGUUUAUAAAGGAAUGUUGACUGAUGGAAGAAUUGUUGCAGUUAAGAAGUCCAAAGCACUGGAUCAAGAGAAAGUUAAAGAGUUCAUCAAUGAGGUGGUCAUUCUUACACAAAUUAAUCACAGAAACAUUGUUAAGUUAUUAGGCUGUUGUUUGGAGAAUGAAGCUCCUUUGCUAGUUUAUGAAUUCAUCCCUAACGGAACACUUUUCCAGUAUAUACAUGAUGAAAAUGAAGACUUCCCAUUAACUUGGGAAAGACGGUUAACAAUUGCAGCAGAAGUUGCUGCUGCCCUUUCCUACUUGCACUCAGCAGCCUCCAUUCCAAUUUAUCAUAGAGAUGUCAAGUCCUCAAAUAUUCUACUAGAUGAAAAGUACAAGGCAAAAGUUUCAGACUUUGGAACAUCAAGACCAAUUGCCAUCGAUCAAACUCAUUUGACUACAAAUGUUCAGGGCACAUUUGGGUACCUGGACCCUGAAUAUUACCAAUCUAGUCAAUUUACAGAAAAGAGUGAUGUUUAUAGUUUUGGAGUUGUCCUUGUUGAGCUCUUAACAGGAGAAAAACCAAUUUCUUUAGCAAGGGCAGAAGGAGGAAGAAGUUUGGCCUCUCAUUUCAUUCAUUCCAUGGAAGAUAAUAGUCUCUUGAGUAUUCUUGAUGCUCGAGUUAGGGAGAGUUCUGCAUGUGAAGAGAUAACAAAGGUCGCUAAACUUGCACAUCGAUGCUUGAACUUGAAUGGUAAAAUGCGGCCAAAGAUGAUAGAAGUUGCUAUGGAGUUAGAGCAAAUUCAUCUUUUGCAAAACAAUUCAAAUGGUCAACAGAAUCAUGAAGAGGUUACAUAUGUCAAAAGUAAAGUAACCAAUCUCUGGGAUGGUACCUCGACAUCAAUAGGUUCAGGUUUGGACUCUGGAGCUGUGAAUUCCUUUGAUGAUUUUAAUGACAACAAAACCAUUGGAAAAGUUUAAUCAGGAGCUUCUUUGUUCAAAGACAUGCAGCCAUUAAUUUCCAAUAAAUCACAGGGAUUUAACUGAUUUAUCCUAGAAUGAAUUUAUUCCAUGUUGAGGAACAUCGUCAGCUCUUUCUUUCUUUAGUGUUUGAAAAUUUGUAGUUCAUCUAAUUUUUAUUUUUGUUGCUUUGUAGUUUAAAGUUCAAAUAAAGUUUAUGCACUGCU